Messenger RNA from Coregonus clupeaformis (lake whitefish), 1164 nucleotides. Its product is annotated as 28S ribosomal protein S2, mitochondrial-like. The transcript has 4 exons. Bases 55 to 876 code for a protein of 273 amino acids. The record is from RefSeq and is a predicted model, not a curated record. Gene Ontology annotation, molecular function: structural constituent of ribosome. Gene Ontology annotation, biological process: translation. Gene Ontology annotation, cellular component: mitochondrial small ribosomal subunit; ribosome. NCBI's taxonomy places the organism in Eukaryota, Metazoa, Chordata, Actinopteri, Salmoniformes, Salmonidae.
UUCAACUACCAUUCGCAUAUAUCUUUGACCUUCAGUGGGAGGGGACGAGCAAGCAUGGCAGCUGGAGUGCUUACGAAAGGUUUGUGUGGGUUCCGCCAGCCCCGGAUUGUUGCAGCCGGAUCCUCCUGUAGUAGACUGCUCUAUGCGACUGCUGCAGCAGUCAAAACACUCCCUUUGCAAACUGACAGCACAGCUGUCACUGGAAAGAUCCAGAACCUGCCUCUUGAAACGCCAGAUUUCUUCCGCUUGUCAGAACUCUUCUCCUUGAAAGAUCUAUUUGAUGCCAGAGUGCACCUUGGACACAAGAAAGGUUGCAGACACAGGCUGAUGGAGCCCUACCUGUUCGGCAGUCGUCUGGACCAGGACAUCAUCGACCUGGACCAGACAGUGGAGCACCUCAAGAGCGCCCUGAACUUCACCGCCCACAUCGCCUACCGCGGCGGCGUCAUCCUCUUCGUCUCCCGCCGCCGCCAGUUCGGCCACCUGGUGGAGAGCACGGCAGGGGACUGCGGAGAAUAUGCCCACACACGCUACUGGCAAGGUGGUCUGCUCACCAACGCCCCCAUCCAGUACGGUUCGGGGGUCCGGCUGCCUGACCUCAUCGUCUUCCUCUCAACGCUCAACAACGUCUUCCAGCAGCAUGUGGGGGUCCGCGAUGCGGCCAAGAUGAAUAUACCCACAGUGGGGGUGGUGGACUCUAACUGCAACCCCAGCCUGGUGACAUACCCGGUGCCUGGGAAUGAUGACACACCGGCCGCCAUGGAGCUGUACUGCCGCCUCUUCAAGAUGACCAUCAACAGGGCCAAGGACAAGAGAAGGCAGAUGGCGCUGCUGCAGGGUCUAUCGCCAGCAGGCCUCACACCGGGCUCCUCGUGAGAGGCCUGGUGGAAUUAAUGAAGGGCCCCUGUUUGAGUUCUUUGAAAAUGCAUUCUUCCAUUUUUACUCUCUUCCUUGAAGUAAACCCUGAUCUUAAAUGAUGGGAUAGGGGAAAUCUCUGCCUUUUGGCUAAGAUCAAGUGUAGUAUUUGAAAGCAAGUGUUCCACUUCAUAGUUUGCCCCAACAUAUGUUAUUGGUCAGGUGUAGCGAAGUGCUUGUGUUCCUAGCUUCAACAGUGCAGUAGUGUCUAACAGUUCACAACAAUACACACAUCUCAAAGUAAAAGAA